Messenger RNA from Rhododendron vialii, 2642 nucleotides. Its product is annotated as alpha-L-arabinofuranosidase 1-like. The record is from RefSeq and is a predicted model, not a curated record. The coding region runs from base 306 to 2318 and encodes 670 amino acids. NCBI's taxonomy places the organism in Eukaryota, Viridiplantae, Streptophyta, Magnoliopsida, Ericales, Ericaceae. Gene Ontology annotation, biological process: L-arabinose metabolic process. The transcript is spliced from 18 exons. Gene Ontology annotation, molecular function: alpha-L-arabinofuranosidase activity.
CAAGAAGUUGAAAAAGAAAGAAACUUUAAAGAAACAGUUCCCCCCAAGCUACAGCUGCUUCCGUGAAAGCAAGGUUAAAGCGGGAUGAGGAGGUUCCGCCUCCUCGAUUGGGAACAUUAUCUCGGCGCCAAGCAACAGAAUUAACACACUUUAUGGGCUUAUGGAAAUCUUGUAUAUAUGUGUAUAUAUAUCUACUCAAUUCAAUCAUAAAUGCAUAUAAAUAAUAAACCCAGUUCACCAGCCACAACCCCAACUCUCUUCUCUCUCUAGCCGGUCGUCUCCGAAGACUAUUGGGUCUUUCAGCAAUGAGUUGUUUCAGUCGAGUCAUCCCAGGGUUCAUUAUUGGGCUCUGUGUCUUGUAUCAAUGUUCUGCAUUUGAGGUUGAUACUAAUCAGACAGCUUGGCUGUUCGUAAAUGCUUCUGAAGCUUCUGGACGUAAGAUACCCGAAACUCUGUUUGGCGUUUUCUUUGAGGAAAUCAACCAUGCUGGGGCUGGAGGGUUAUGGGCUGAGCUCGUCAGCAACAGAGGUUUUGAAGCGGGGGGCCCUAAUACUCCCUCCAAUAUUGAUCCUUGGUCUAUCAUUGGGAAUGAGUCAUCUCUUGUUGUAUCAACUGACCGUUCAUCAUGCUUUGAUCGAAACAAAGUUGCUCUUCGAAUGGAUGUGCUUUGUGACAGAGACGGCUCCAAUGUAUGUCCAGAUGGAGGGGUUGGUGUUUAUAACCCUGGAUUCUGGGGCAUGAAUGUUGAACAAGGGAAGAAGUACAAAGUCGUUCUGUAUAUCCGUUCAUUACAGUCAGUUAAUAUAUCGAUAUCAUUGACCGGCUCCAGUGGGUUGCAAAUGCUGGCUACUGCAAACAUUAUAGCUGCUGAUGUUUCAAACUGGACAAAGACUGAGAUUCUUUUGGAAGCGAAAGAAACCAAUCAUAAUGCAAGACUGCAAUUAACUACAAGCAGAAGAGGAGUUGUAUGGUUUGACCAAGUGUCAGCUAUGCCCUUGGACACAUACAAGGGACAUGGUUUCCGAGAAGAUCUUUCUACCAUGCUUGCAGAUUUGAAACCCAGAUUCAUCAGAUUCCCAGGUGGGUGUUUCGUUGAAGGUGAAUGGUUACGAAAUGCAUUCCGGUGGAAAGAAACUAUUGGGCCAUGGGAAGAGAGGCCCGGACACUUCGGUGAUGUUUGGAUGUACUGGACUGAUGAGGGACUUGGUUACUUUGAGUUUCUUCAGCUGGCAGAAGACCUUGGUGCUGCCCCGGUUUGGGUUUUCAAUAAUGGAAUCAGCCAUAAUGAUCAAGUAGAUACCUCUAGCAUUGUGCCUUUUUUGCAAGAAAUCCUGGAUAGUCUUGAGUUUGCUAAGGGUGCUCCUGACUCAGCAUGGGGUUCUGUUCGAACUGCAAUGGGACACCCUGAACCUUUCGACUUGAGAUAUGUUGCUGUUGGGAACGAAGACUGUGGGAAGAAGAAUUACCGUGGAAAUUACCUCAGGUUUUAUGAUGCUAUUAGACAUGCCUAUCCAGACAUCAAAUUUAUCUCCAACUGUGAUGGCUCUACUCAACAAUUGGAUCACCCUGCCCAUUUCUAUGAUUAUCAUAUUUAUAGUGAUGCAAACACGGUGUUUUCUUUGGCUCAUAAAUUCGAUCACUCAUCACGCAGUGGUCCAAAGGCUUUUGUGAGUGAGUAUGCUGUGACUGGAAAAGAUGCUGGUACAGGAAGUCUUUUAGCAGCACUGGCUGAGGCUGGUUUCCUUAUUGGCUUAGAAAGGAACAGCGACGUUGUUGAAAUGGCAAGCUACGCACCUCUGUUUGUGAAUGCCAAUGACAGACGGUGGAACCCAGAUGCAAUUGUUUUUAACUCCUACCAGCUGUAUGGAACUCCUAGUUUCUGGAUGCAACGCUUUUUUUCGGAGUCAAGUGGUGGCACUCUGCUUAAUUCAACACUACAAGCAAAUUCUUCAAGUUCCCUAAUUGCUUCUGCUAUUGCUUGGAAAAACUCUGAGGAUAACAAGAAUUACUUGAGAAUAAAGAUCGUGAACUUUGGGAGCAACAUUGUGAAUCUAAAGAUUUCAAUUAAUGGAAUGGAGCAGAACACAUUCCAAUCACUUGGAUCAACAAAGACUGUUCUCACAUCUAGCAACCUGAUGGAUGAGAACUCCUUCAAAGAGCCAAAUAAGGUGUCUCCUAUCAAAAGUCUACUUGAAAAUGCUGGUGUGAACGUGGAAGACGUACUCUCUCCACAUUCUUUCACUUCUUUUGAUUUGCCAAUAGAAUCGAGAACACUCUGGAUCCCACGAACUGAUUCUAACAGCAAAUCUUCUAUUUGAGAAUCAAUACGGUAAAUGAAUAUGAUAAGUGGAGGUUGGUUUGGCAUCUCAGCCUACCAAUUCUGUUGUUUAGCUAUCUCAAAGAUAAUUCUCCAAACUUAUGUUGGUGGCCUGAUGUUGUAAAUAUUCUCUCUCUCUCUCUCUCUCUCUCUCUCUCUCUCUCUCUCUCUCAUUUUGGUUUUUUCUUGUACUUCUUUUGUUAAUUAUGCUGGGGAAACUCUACUUGUAUGAUCAGCAAUCUUACAUAAAUAAGUUUUGUUGUAUUAUUAUUAUUUUUUUGGAAAUCAACUACAAUAAAAGGAGUUAUAAUGUGGUUUACUACAA